AUGAAGUCCUACUCCGCCGCCGUUGCUCUUGCUAGCUUCGUCUCCUCGGUUGCCGCCCAUGGCUACAUCAGCUCCCCUAAACCUCGUAUGCCCGGUAAUGGUCUCAAGGAAGCCUGCGGUGAACAGGUCUACAAUAACCAGUUCUCCGACCACUUCGGCAAUGUCCAAGCUGCUCUCCAGAACAUGCAGGGCAGCCAGCCAAACUGCAGGAUGUGGCAGUGCAAGGGUAUUCCCUUCUCUGACUCUGCCGAGGUGUUCUCCUACACAGCCGGCCAAGUCAUCCCCAUGAAGGUUGAAAUCCGUGCGCCUCACGACGGUCACGCCAACGUCUCGAUUGUCAAGACCAGCUCCGACACGGUCAUCGGCUCUCCCUUGAUCAGCUGGGACGAGUAUGGGCUCACCUCGGUCCCACUCUCCUCCCGUCCCGAAUGGCUCUCCUUUGACAUCACUAUGCCUGAUGUCAGCAGCGAAUGCACCACCCCCGGUGAAUGUGUCAUUCAGUGGUUCUGGGACGCCCCUACGAUCAAUCAGACAUACGAGGCCUGCAUCGAUUUCACAAUGGGCGGUGGCUCCGGCUCCGGUACUUCUCCCGCUCCCGCCAGCUCUGCCCCUCCGGCCUCUUCCACACCCGCUGCUACGCCCAGUCCUGCCCCAGCCAAGCCUGCCACUGCCGCUGCCCCGUCUACUGAGUCUGGAGGAUCUGGCUCUACCGUUCCUAAGAGCUUCACCGUGGACAGCUUCGUCAGCUGGCUCAAGUCUAGCUCCAAUGUCCCCGAGACCUUCACAAUGGACACCUUGAUCAGCUGGCUCAAGACCAACGCUGGCUCUGAUGUUGCCAACAAGGUCCGCCGCAUGGUAGCUCUUACGCGCCCUCACCCCCGUGCUUUCCAGGUCUAA
Plenodomus lingam JN3 is the source of this 897-nucleotide messenger RNA. RefSeq lists its product as uncharacterized. The record is from RefSeq and is a predicted model, not a curated record. Lineage: Eukaryota; Fungi; Ascomycota; Dothideomycetes; Pleosporales; Leptosphaeriaceae.